Molecule: messenger RNA, 1361 nt
Organism: Aedes aegypti (yellow fever mosquito)
Lineage: Eukaryota; Metazoa; Arthropoda; Insecta; Diptera; Culicidae
Exons: 2
Coding region: 289-1245 (318 amino acids)
Cellular component (GO): extracellular matrix
Molecular function (GO): protein binding
Source: RefSeq, a predicted model, not a curated record
CACUGAGCUAUACUUAUAUUCAACAUUAUUGCCGUUUGCCGCCCGUCUCAAAAAUAAUCUGAUCUGAGUCAUCAUCAUUCCAUACUCUGGUGCAGCAGUGGUGCAUCUAUCCAAAGCAAUAAAAAAAACAGAAACAUUUCUUACGGCUGUCAGUUUCUUUCAAACUUAUCAGUCAAUCAGGGGCCGCUCAUGAGCGGUGUGUAAUUGCACUCAUUAUUAUAAUUCAUAGAGUUUGCCUAUGUUUACAAUCAGUUUCAGUAUUGUCUCAACGGUGGCUUGAAAUAGACUAUGGCAGCAAUCUCGGCCCUAACGCUAACAACGGUUCUCAUAGUGGUGACAUCUUUGCUACCGCAGAGCAGCUGUCGCUACAAUGGCAAAUAUCGGGCCUUGGGAAGCUCUCCGGUCGAGUAUGUUACAACGGCCAAUUUCAGCGUUGCCAACUUACCCACGGAUACACAUUUGGAGUUUCGCAGAUGCCAUUUUCCUUCCUUUGGACCGGAUAUGUUUAAGACGUUGAAAGCAUCAACAAGGAGGAUCACGUUCCGCAAAGGAACGGUACGUGAAAUGCUCAUAGGUUCAACUACCCGUUUGGAGAGGAUCCAGGUUAUCGAUACGGGUUUAGUAUCAUUGAGGGCAUCUGACGAGCCGAACAACUAUCUUAAACAGCUGACCGUUCGUUCAAGAAAGUUUUCAGAGUGGUCACCCAGCUUGACAUCCCUAAGGAUGCUGGAAGAGAUUGAUGUAGCCUAUUGUAACUUGUCUUAUUUGAAUGUGCAGUGGUUCGAGGACAACAAUCACCUAAAGAUGCUGGAUGUUUCGAAGAAUGGAUUGGUGGUGUUCGAUAUAGGAAUGUCUAGCAUACCGAAACUGGAGAGGUUGCAUCUUUGGGGGAAUCAUUUGAAGGAGCUACAAAGAUUCCCGGAAGCAUUUCCAAAGCUGAAAAAAGUAACUUUGGCACAAAACAGAUGGCUCUGCCGAUGGGUAGCAAAUAUUAGAGGAGCAAUUGUGUCGCAAGGUGUGGAACUGAUGGAUAUGGACGGGGUUUGUCGAGUUGGAUGGCAGAUCAAUGGCGGAUUGUGCUGCAGGAGUGGAGAGGAUAGGAAAGCUGCUACUUCCCAACGAAAAACCAAUGAAAAAAGUUUAAUACAUGGUGGACAUGAUUUCAUUGGAAUGAACGGGUCAGUGUUUGGCAUGAAAUGGAGAAACACAAUUGUUUAUGUGGGUGAACCUCUGCCGAUAUUGUAAAAAUCUGAAAAAUCAUAAAUAUAUUGUAAAUAUUUUUUUUUUGUAGAUUAGAAAGCUCUGUAUCUUGAUAGAUUUGUUAGAUAUAAUAAUUUUAUUUAAUAAUAUAAAUUUUUGAU